Molecule: messenger RNA, 2262 nt
Organism: Colletotrichum acutatum
Lineage: Eukaryota; Fungi; Ascomycota; Sordariomycetes; Glomerellales; Glomerellaceae
Product: TBC domain-containing protein
Exons: 2
Coding region: 1-2262 (753 amino acids)
Source: RefSeq, a predicted model, not a curated record
AUGAUGAUAUACGGGCAUCAAGACGUUGAUCUCGCGGGUCCCAGUCCAGGUUCACCGCCAGGUAUGACGUCCUCAAAGUCGUCAAAGUCCUCUUCCUUCAAGUCCUUCCAUUCCGACGACAAUAGCGUCCUGGACGACGUUAGUCACUUUGAAGAAAUCGGUCUAGACGACGAUGCUUCUCAUUACGACACACAACGCGUUCGCGAGUCCCAUUCGAAGCCUUCUCAACCUUACUCGAGAUCCUACUCCAACGACUUCCGCCCUCCGUCAUGGAAACCACCCCAUUCUCGCUCUCCGCCGAUGACACGAGACCUUGCGAAGCCUAGAAGCACAGGUCCCACGGCAGACCUCGCUCCCCACUCUCGCGGUUCCUCGCGACCCCCUUUCUUGAGCUUGAAAACCGACAGCCACAUUCUCAACCGCCGCAGCCCAAGCGCUGGCCGCCUUUCCGAUCCCCGUCGAAGCCCGGUGAACCCGGUAAACCCUCGAGGCUUCGCGAGCCACUCGACGACUUCCCUUCAAUUCCCUCGCAAGAAUCGCAGCCCGAGCCCGAACUUCUCACUAUUGCCGAGAGACCCAAAUGUACCCCUGAAACCCCGUCGGGGCAGCUGGCAGUCGAACCAAGACAGAAAAUCGACAUUUGAGCUGGAAAAAGAGUGCGAUGAGGAUGACACAGACGACAUUCCCGAUGGCCUUAUUCUCGACAAUGUUCCCAUCUCUCCUAGACCCAAGCUUGAGCGCACACCAAGCAGACCGACUUCCUCUGGAGCAUCGCCUAACAGGCCGCCAAAGGAACGUGUCCGUAGUGUCGGUAAUGGAACAUCUCCAAUCCCAGUUGAGACGGGAUGUUUGCGUUCACCAUCGUGGAAGUCUGACACCGCUCUGUCUUCUAUCGGCGAGCGUGGGCCUGAACCGCUCAAGACUCGCGCGAGAAGUUGGAACCUCGCAUUGGCAGAACUCAAUGCCGAUGCCAAGGACUUAACGGAGAAGCUCGAGGAGCACUCGGAUUCUGUGCGUGAAAAGGCUGCUGAAAAUGCCAACCCUACCGGACGUCACACGUGGAAUGGCAAAUCUCUCGAGCAGCACGCCCAGAAGCCCCGCGUCAAGUCCGCUCUUCCCGAACUCCCUUCACUCCGGAGUCAAACCAACAUCAUGAUCGACCCACUCCCGGUUUCUAAGGAAAAGGAGGCUGUACUCAGCCGCACAAGACCUUCAUGGCUUCCUCCCAAGGAUCCCGCGGAAGAGAAGCGUCAUCUGCGUGAAUACAAAAAGAUGAUGGCACGCAGCGCCGAGGCAGAUCGCCGCCGUGAAGCUUCACGUCUGGCGCGGAAAUCUUCACGCGAUCUGAAGGUCGACAGCUUGAUGCACAUUUGGGAGGACGACAUCAUCCCGAGAUGGAACGACGCAAUCCGCGAACGUCGCACCCGUGAGUUGUGGUGGAAGGGUAUCGCUCCGCGCAGCAGAGGUCAGGUUUGGUCCAGGGCCAUUGGCAACGAACUUGGCCUGUCGGAAAAGUCCUACAAGGCCGCUCUCGGCCGGUCCCAGGAGCUCGAGGAGCGAGUCAAGGCUGGCAAGGGCGAUUCGGAGGAUAUCCAGAGAGCCGCUUGGCUAUCUGCUAUCCGUAAAGACGUGGCCGAACACACAUGGCAGGAUCUUCGAAUUUUCCAAGUCGGCGGGCCACUUCACCAGAGCCUUGUUGACGUCUUGUUCGCCUAUGCGCUGUACCGGAGCGAUAUCGGCUACGUCAAGGGCUGCAACACCGUCGCCGCCCUUCUGUUACUGAACCUUCCCUCGCCGUCCGCAACAUUCAUUGCCCUCGCCAACGUCCUGAACCGCCCGUUGCCUCUGAGCUUCUACUCAGAAGACCCCGGUGCGAAGGCUUCAGCCUACAACCUAGUCAUGCAGACUUUGAGCGUCAAGGCUCCCCGUCUUCACGAGCACCUGACCAAGGACAUUCCCGAGGGCGAUGCGGAUUUCUACCUCGGCAACUUCUUCAUGGGACUCGGAACCACACAUCUGGCCAUGGACGAAGCCGCCCGCCUGUGGGACGUGUACGUCUUUGAAGGUGACGCAGUCUUGGUACGAGCCGCUGUUGCUACGCUCAUGCGCCACGAAAUGGCUCUCCUUGGCGCCAAGUCGGCUGGUGAAGCCAAGAAGCUGGUCGAAAGCGGCGCCAACAAGGAUGGCCGUAAGGCUGUAGUUGGCGACGAUGGUGCCGAGGACCAGUGGAUGCGAUCCGUUCGGGAAGCGGGCAAAGCCUAG